GGCUACACACCGCACUUCCCUUUAAGACAAAACAUAACAACUCAACAGCUGAUACGAAACAUGGCGGCGGUAAACACAGACUCCAAAGCCACGGGAGAGCACAUCAAAGCCAUUUUGCGCCGCUGCAGGGGUCGACCGAGGCUGACAGACGCGGACCGUGCUCAGCGGCGGCUCGAAUCGCGGAAGAAGUACGAUGUGCGGCGGGUUUAUCUGGGAGAAGCGCAUCAGGUCUGGAGCGAGCUGCGCCGGCGCACGAGCCUGAGCGACGCGGGGCUCGCGGAGUAUUUAAUCCUGCUCAAUUCUGCAUAUGGAGAAAAAUACCAGCAGAAACACGGCAAAAGGAAAACCCUUCCUGAACAAUGCAGCAGUCAUGGGAAAGGGAAGAAGGUGUCUGCCACCAGUUUGCAGACGGUGGUGAGCUGGUAUCAAGGUCACUGCCAGUCGUGUCAGCACGAGCCUGAGCUGCAGGUGGUGGAGCCCACUGUGGGUUUGUCUACAUCUGCACUGUGGCAAUGUGUGGCCGGUCAUUCGUUUGUGCAGUUCCUGCCCUGGCCUGCAGGAGGCGAGUCCGAGUCAGACGUGGAGGAUGGUGUUAUGGAGAAAGAUGAAGAGGACAGGCCUCCAGAGAAGAAAUCUACUGUCAGUGAGAGUAUCAACACCAAAAACGCCAUCAGUGACUUGGAAGACAAUGAUCAUCCUUCCCAUGUGGAGCAUCAGAUGACAUGCACAUCCCUCAGUGAUCUCCCAGGAUCCCCUGCGGCCCACAGCAGUCCUCCCGCCUCGGAGCGCUGUCCAUGGGAGAUGGAGGUGCUCAUGGACCGAGAAGCCCAGGCAGCUCUGGUUGAGUCCGAUAGAAAAGUUUUGAGUGAGGAUGCGGCGAGAGAGACUGACCCUGUCAGGGAGCAGACGGACGCUUCGGGAACUUUAGAGAAGGCGGACAGUGGAGGCGGCUUGACGGAGAGUUACGAAUGUGUGGUUGUCACGGCGCCCUUGACGGACAGACAGGAGAGGGAGGAUGUAGCAAGCUGUUCUAAAGAAGGUGGGGUGGAGGGUGUCCCAUCGUUGGCAGCCGCCCCAGCGCAGAGCCAGCUGUUUGAGAGUCAGGACCUGCAGACUGUGAUGGGCGGAUGUGAGCUGCCGGAUCAGCGCUCCACACUGGAAGGAUCUCAACUGAUCAUUAUUACAGGCCCAAGUUACGAGGCUCUGGCGUCUGAAGGCAUUCAGCUGAACGUGGCUGGCGGUGAUGUUGAGGAGGUCACAUGCACGCUGAUCGGGGACGUGUCGUAUAAUCAGAUGUGUCAGUCACGUCCCAGCGCCGGUACAGUGAGAUCACGCUCCUCAACGGCCACUGAUCUCUGA
This is a messenger RNA of Sinocyclocheilus grahami, 1359 nucleotides long. Its product is annotated as zinc finger protein 653-like. The record is from RefSeq and is a predicted model, not a curated record. Bases 61 to 1359 code for a protein of 432 amino acids. NCBI's taxonomy places the organism in Eukaryota, Metazoa, Chordata, Actinopteri, Cypriniformes, Cyprinidae. The transcript has 6 exons.